AUGAUAUUGCGCUCUUCCACCCGAGUUAGGUUAGAUCCUUGUAGGAGGCUCGUCCCUCGACUCCCCCUUCUUUCCUUUCUUAAUGGUGAAGAUCGUCAAGGGAAAGUAAGGCUUCAAAAAUGGUAUUGUUCUCAAUCUGAAAGGCAAAGGAAGAAAACACUGCGUGAUGUCAUGACGUUGGUUUUGUCGAGGAAACCUCGCAUGUGCUCGUUCCUAGAAUGGAAGGAGCUAAAAUUGGUGUACAGGAGAUACGCUAGUCUGUAUUUUGUUUGUGGGAUCGAUCAUGAUGAUAACGAGCUCAUAACCAUUGAAAUAAUUCACAGAUUUGUAGAAAUUCUUGAAAGAUACUUCGGUAACGUAUGCGAGCUUGACAUAAUUUUUCACUUCGAGAAGACAUAUUUCGUUCUAGAUGAAUAUAUUCUUUCCGGAGAGUUGCAGGAGACUGGCGCCCCCGCGAUACUCAGCGUGGUUGACGCACAAGAUCAAAUUCAGGAGGAAGAAAUACCACAGACAUUUUUUGAAGAUCAGAGUCUCAAUUAG
Molecule: messenger RNA, 540 nt
Organism: Protopolystoma xenopodis
Lineage: Eukaryota; Metazoa; Platyhelminthes; Monogenea; Polystomatidea; Polystomatidae
Source: the annotation of a GenBank genome assembly